UGGCUGCCCCAAAGAAGCCCGCACCGCGCAGCUAAGAAGGGUUGGGGAACAAGCUUCUGCAGGAAAGGGGGAGGGGGGCUCUCGGAAGAGCCGUCGCCAGAACCGUAGGCAGGAGUAUCGCCCCCACCCCUCCCCCGCCAAGCUGCACAGGUUCUAGUUUCAGAUACCCCUUGACAUAACUUUUGAGCUAUCUGGAAAAAUACUGGCCAGGAAAAAUGAUAAAAUUUUUCCUCAUGGUGAAUAAACAAGGGCAGACCCGACUUUCCAAAUACUAUGAACAUGUGGAGAUUAAUAAGCGUACACUUCUGGAAACGGAAGUCAUAAGGAGCUGUCUCUCCCGAUCCAAUGAGCAAUGCUCUUUCACUGAAUUUAAGGAUUUUAAGCUGAUUUAUCGACAGUAUGCAGCUCUCUUCAUUGUGGUUGGAGUUAAUGACACUGAGAACGAGGUGGCAAUUUAUGGAUUCAUACAUAACUUUGUGGAAGUUUUAGAUGAGUACUUCAGCCGUGUGAGUGAAUUAGAUAUAAUGUUUAAUUUGAAUAAAGUACACAUUAUUUUGGAUGAGAUGGUGUUGAAUGGCUGCAUUGUGGAAACGAAUCGGGCAAGAAUUCUUGCCCCUCUACUCAUUCUUGAUAAAAUGUCAGAAAGCUGAAUAAUGGAAGUCUCUGCCAGACAACAUCAACUUGUGGAAGUGAGAAUACCAUGGAAUACCUCUUUACAUCUGUAGCCCAAAAAGUCUGCAAGACUGUACAUUGCAAAAUGGGGUACCCUUCCAAAGACAUUUUAUACAGGUGUUUUCCACAGUUCCUAAGUGGAAAACAAACUAUUUUAAAAUAUGGUGUACAAGAAAAUUUUUCUCUAAGAGACAAAUUUUAUUUUCUAACCAUAAGCAUUUUUUUCCCCACUUGUUCAACUUUUGUUGAGUUCUGAGGGUAUCCUUUUUGUUCUUUGCUUUCCUUUGUAUAUUUAAUUCAGGAUAACAGCAUGAGAAGAACAUGAGACAACUAUCAGCCAAUAA
Molecule: messenger RNA, 1016 nt
Organism: Neofelis nebulosa (Clouded leopard)
Lineage: Eukaryota; Metazoa; Chordata; Mammalia; Carnivora; Felidae
Product: AP-4 complex subunit sigma-1-like
Exons: 1
Coding region: 216-650 (144 amino acids)
Biological process (GO): protein transport; vesicle-mediated transport
Cellular component (GO): intracellular membrane-bounded organelle
Source: RefSeq, a predicted model, not a curated record